Messenger RNA from Schistosoma intercalatum, 3234 nucleotides. The record is from the annotation of a GenBank genome assembly. NCBI's taxonomy places the organism in Eukaryota, Metazoa, Platyhelminthes, Trematoda, Strigeidida, Schistosomatidae.
GAUUUAAUCAUUUUUUUUCUUUCUGACCUUGACGUUUGUUGUUAGGUUCUCAAUGUAUUUAAAUGUUAGUGUAGGAUUGUGGACAGCCGUCAGAGAAAUAAGUAGUUGAGCCUAUGUCUUAAUACUGUCCUGGCGAAAGUUAAAACAUUUAAUAUUUGAAUGUCAAGUACUACAGCAAUACUUUAAAAUCAUCUUGCAUCAAACGAAAAUAACUUGUCUUAAAUCAUUAUGAGGUCAAAAUAAAAUAUACAACUCUCGAUUACUUAAUAUCACUAUUCAUCAAUUUUUCUUUCGCUCACAUCGUUAUUACAAGCUUGUUGUUGGUCGGUUUAAAUUAUUUUACAUUUGUAUGUCAGUUCGAUCUGUGCAUGUUUUUUAUCUGGCUAUAUGUCUCAGAUCCUUUCUCACAGCUAUUUGCAGCAUAUAUUAUUCUGUUUGGGUACCAUUCCCAAUUCGGAUUUUAACCGUUGUUACUAAUACGUUUCUGGUUAUAAAAUGAGUGACGAAGAUCAAGUAGUACGACAAAGAACAGGGGAUGUUGUAGAACCAACUACUAUUACUGCUUCUUCGACUACUUCUCAUACUAUCAAUAUCGAUACACAAGAUGAUGUAUUAAACGCUAAGAAACAAACAAGCGAUGAUGAUGACGAUGAUGAACCAAUUGAUCCAAUUAGACCGGAUUUUGAAGCCGCUGAAAAACUACAUCAAGGUACAAGUCAUGUACCGCCAAUAAUUGAUUUCUUAAAUAAAUUUCUUCCACCACGUUGGGUUAAUUGGACUGUACGAUUAUUUACAGGCCUACUAUUAAUUUCAGGAUUUACACUUCUUAUUUACUUGGGUCCAUUGGCAUUAGUACUUAUGGUUUUAGCUAUUCAAUUGGCUUGCUUCUAUGAAAUUAUCAAUAUUGGUUAUUUGGUUUAUCGAUCGCAUGAUUUACCUUGGUUUCGAUUAUUAUCAUGGUAUUUUUUGUUUACAUCAAAUUAUUACUUAUUUGGUGAAAGUUUAAUCGCCCGAUUCCGAUUACUUUUAGCUAAAGAAGAUUUUCUACAACCAUGGAUAACUCAUCAUCAGUUUAUUUCAUUUUCAUUAUAUUGUGCUGGGAUUGUUGCAUUUGUUCUGAGUUUAGUUAAAAGGCAUUAUAUUAAACAGUUUACUUUGUUUGGAUGGACUCAUGUUACAUUGCUUAUUUUCGUUACAUCAUCUUAUUUCUGUAUUGAAAAUAUUUUCAAUGGUUUAAUUUGGUUUCUUUUACCAGUUUGUCUAGUUAUAUGCAAUGAUAUUAUGGCAUAUGUAUUUGGAUUUUUCUAUGGGAAAACACCACUUAUUAAAUUGUCACCGAAAAAAACAUGGGAAGGUUUUAUUGGCGGUGGUUUAUCCACUAUACUAUUUAGUAUAUUACUAUCUUAUAUUUUAUUAAAAUAUGAUUAUUUCGUAUGUCCAAUUGAAUGGGAUGAUACAAAAGGUUCUUUAACAAUGAAUUGUACUAGAAAUCCUGUAUUUAUAGCACAGAUCUAUGAUUUACCGAAGUAUUUAUUCUUUCUUCCAAUACGUCAAAUCACUUGGUAUCCAUUCUUACAGCAUUGUUUAAUUAUCAGUAUAUAUACAUCAGUUGUUGGACCAUUUGGUGGAUUCUUCGCUAGCGGUUUUAAGAGAGCAUUUAAAAUUAAAGAUUUUGGUGAUUUUUUCCCUGGACACGGUGGUGUAGUUGAUCGUUUUGAUUGUCAAUUAAUAAUUGGAACAUUUGUAUUAUUUUAUUAUAAUUCAUUUGUUCGAACUUAUAGUCCUGUUUCUCUAUUACCAAAAAUCUACAUUUUACCACCAAAUGCACAAAUUCUAUUUUAUCGUCUACUUACGGAUGGUCUUUAUAAACGUGGUCUACUUCCUAAUCAAUUAGUAGAUGCAGUCAAUGAAUAUUUACCAUCUCCAUCAGGAUCAAGUUCAACAACAAUACGACCAACUAGUUCAUCAUCGCCAUCGUUGAAUAAUGUUGAAGUGUAGAAAGUAUUUGAAAAAAAGACCAACCAAUGAGAAUAUAAGCCAACAAGUAAUAGUGUUACAAACACACACAUACACACACAACAUACCUACAUGCUUCUGUAUGUUUGAUCGUGUGUGUAUGUAUUUGUAUUUUAUUAACACAUACACACACACACUAGAGCUACAGACAUUCAUGUGCGUUUAACUUAUUUUUCAUACAGAAAGAUGAAAUAUAAAAUUACUUCAAUAAAAAUACUUCUACUAGUGUGCUUGGUGAUUGUUCAAGUUUGAAUUUUACAAUGAGAUUCCGAUUAAAAAUGUGUUGUUGUUCUCCCCCCUCCCUCUCACUUUUAUCAUUAUUAUUAUUAUUCCCAUUACUUAAUUGCUAACAUGCUUUUAUUUUAUACUUGCCCCUCGCAUAGACAAGUGUAUUGUAGAUCAUUAACAUAAUGAGAUAUGCACUCACAUAUAUACAUAUAUAUAUAAACUGCAUACAGACACACACACACAGUCACGCAUUAUGAGGUGUACGACUAACGUUAAUAACUAGUCCACUUCACAUUGAAAUUUGUUUUCAACUUUUAAAUUAAUUAGUAAAUAUUUGUUGUACUACUUACUAAUUUGUACUACUUAUAUAUAAGUAGUAUGUGUUGCUAGCUGAAUUGAACUGAAAGAAAUCAUUAAAUACAAGCAGAAAUUUAAAAUGUGAAUCAUGAAAGUGUCAAUACAAUUGUGUUUUAACAGAAUAUGUAGAAUUUGUUUCUUGUUUAUUUUUAUUGUAGAAAAUAAAAGAAUAUAUACUGAUUUACUACUCUAUUCAACCCAGUCAAUGUAGUACUGUUUUAAUUGAUCAUCAUCAUCAUCGUCAUCAUUUAUUUUGUAUUGUUCACUUAUGUGGUGCAUUUCCCUCUCUCCCUCCCUCUCUCUCUCUCUCUACGUGUAACCGGCUUGUAUCUGUUUACAUAACCUCAUCAUCAUUAUUAUUGUCAUUGUCAGUGUUGUUAUCUGUUUUACACCCGUAUAUACUACUUACUAUACACUCAUUAACAUACAUUUUCUUAUCAAUAAGAGAAUAAAAGUAUCAAACAUUAAUAGGGGCGGGGAGACUGUUGCUAUUUCUAUUUAAUUAGAGUUAUGAAUAAUACUGUUAUGUCAUUCAAUGAUAUAUUCAUUCUGUGAUUUCUUCAUUUAAUAUCUAUGUGAUACAUAUUGAUGGAGUGUAUCAAUUUGACAGUGUGCAUAUAUGUAUGUAUAUAU